Molecule: messenger RNA, 2190 nt
Organism: Sardina pilchardus (European sardine)
Lineage: Eukaryota; Metazoa; Chordata; Actinopteri; Clupeiformes; Clupeidae
Exons: 2
Coding region: 186-1754 (522 amino acids)
Biological process (GO): DNA integration
Molecular function (GO): nucleic acid binding
Source: RefSeq, a predicted model, not a curated record
CUAGGGUGUCCGAAAUCCAGGAACUAACAGAACACUGUUCCUGGCGCUUUGUGGACUCGGAGAACAAUCCUGCCGAUGACCUCACUCGUGGCCAGAGCCUGACAUCCCUCACUGAACCAAGCAGAUGGUCACAGGGUCCCCCAUUCCUCCUCCAAGAUUCAGCCUCUUGGCCUGUGAGUCCCAUUAUGGAACCCCCCUCGGACACCACAGAGCUGCGCAAAUCAGUCUUUUGUGGAUCUACCACGACUUCCUCAGUAGUUUCCAGUCUGGACUGUCAGACUUAUAAUACCUGGCAAGAACUCCUUGAUACUAAGGCACAGGAGAUCCAGUCACUCACAGAUUCUAGCAGUCCACCAAGCGCUGAGAGCUAUAGCCAAGCAGAAGCCCUCAUACUGAAGGUUGCACAGCAGGAUUCAUUCCCAGAGGACUAUCAGAACCUGAUGGCUGGGAAACCAGUGUCCUCUAAGAGUCGCCUGCUCACAAUGUCUCCUGAGAUGGAUAAGACGGCUGAGCUGAUUCGGGUCGGUGGUAGGCUGAGACGAGCUGAAAACCUGGAUCAGGCAACAGUACACCCUGUGGUCUUGGAUGCCUCACACCCCAUCACAAGACUGCUCAUUAGUGACUAUGACAGUCGGUUGCGCCACCCCGGACCAGAACGCGUCUUUGCUGAGAUGCGUCGAUCAUUUUGGAUUCUCCGUGGACGGGAAGCCAUACGCAAGCAUCAGUACCACUGUCCUGAUUGCCAGCGUUGGAGAGCCAAGCCUACUAACCCCAAAAUGGCUGACCUGCCCUCUGCUCGCCUUCGUCUCUAUAAGCCAGCAUUCUAUUCAACAGGAGUGGAUUGUUUUGGCCCAUUCUUAAUUAAGAUAGGUAGACGCACUGAGAAACGCUGGGGCAUCAUCUUUAAGUGCAUGACCGUGCGAGCUGUUCACCUGGAUCUACUUAGUCACAUUGAUGCCGAUUCCUUUCUCAUGGCGCUGAGGCGUUUCAUCGCUCGCCGUGGUACACCAUCCGAAUUGUGGUCUGACCAAGGCACCAAUUUCAGAGGUGGGGAACGGGAGCUGCGAGAGACCUUUGAAGGAAUGGCUCCUGAGCUACAGAAACAGCUUGCCCGUCAGAAAAUAGCUUUCAGGUUCAAUCCCCCAGCUGCCCCACAUUUCGGUGGUGUUUGGGAAAGGGAGGUUCGCUCCGUCAAGUCUGCACUUUAUGCCACCUUGGGGAAUCAAUCGGUGCCGGAAGAGGUCCUACUAACGGUCUUGCUGGAAGUGGAGCUCAUUCUCAAUUCAAAACCAUUAGGGUACGUCUCAGCUGACGUUGCUGACGCUGACCCUGUAACACCCAACAGCCUACUCAUGGGGCGGCCUGACGGAUCCCUACCACAGGUAGUUUAUCCUGAGACCGAACUACUGAGUCGGAGGCGAUGGAGACAUGCCCAAGUGUUAGCCGAUCAGUUUUGGGCACGUUUCAUCCGCGACUACCUCCCGAGUUUGCAGACGAGGCAGAAGUGGACUCUAUCCCCACCAAACCUAAAGGACCAGGCGGUUGUGAUGAUCAUGGAUCCUCAUCUACCUCGGGCCUUGUGGCCCAUUGGACAUGUCAAGGCAAUCCAUCACAGUGACGAUGGUCGUGUCAGAUCUGCUGAUGUGAACAUUAAAGGACAAGUCUACACUCGACCAGUGUCCCGGUUGGUGAUCCUACCUGCCCUUCCAUCAGGAGACGAUGACGACGUUCCCAGCUCAACCCAUCCCAGCUGAUGCAAGUCACCUUUUCCUGAGAUCAAAUGUGCUCUGCACAUUUGGGGGCGGCUGUAGAAAAGGCUCCUGGGACUAAUUCAGUUAACAGUUGCAUUUAUAUUUGUGGUCACUAGUUUCUGUUUGUAUUUCAUUCAUUCUUUGUAAAUUGUGUGACUAUCUCUUUAAGUAACAAUGACCUAUUGGUAAAUGCGGAGUCACAUGUUCAUUGCGCAGCAAUUCCCCGCGAAAGUGUUCAGUAAGAAGAAGAAGAAGACGGUGAAAGUUAGUUUCUAGUUAUCCCAUGCAGAUCAUUUUCCUUUGGCCAUAUUGAAGUUGCCACCGAGUGCUAGUGAAUGACAUUAUACUAUAUUGCAUUCGGAGGUAAAGAAUAAUAUAAAUCCAAAUCCUGUCUCAUCAUUGUGUUUUGACUGACACACCGGGAGUCUUUACGACCACA